AUGCCACCUCCCCUCCUACGAAAAAGGCUAACUUCAGCCAAGAAAGCUCUCGGUAUCCUGCAAAAUAAUGUUGCUCGUGAAUUAAGAAGUGAAACCUUACUCAAUUACCAGGACAAACUACUGCCAGUAUUAUCUAACACCUAUUAUGAUCUGUUAAGGGAACUCCAGUCGCAUGAGGGCGAAUCAGUAGCCCUUCCAAGAUCCACAUUGGCCUUGAAGCACACUUUGCAUGUUCCCAUCAUCACCGUAACCAACUUGACUGUCCAACCUGGAGAAGAUCACUUUAUCAUCUGGCUCUUAAUAUCGUCGUUUCUCCCGUUAGUGGCCGCAUGUAUGGCUCCUUUGGGCAAUUUGAUCUCCUUGGUUGGGCUAGUAGAACACUGGAGAAUCAGUAUUGAAACAGGCAAGGCAGUGCUGGACAUUGGCUAUGUUUUCUCUCUCAACAUUGCAUCGUUCGUUCUAGGAAUUGUGGGAAAUAUGUCUCUCGUGAUGAAUUUCUCAGGAAAAAUGAGAUACUUGGUCACUCAAAGUGUCUCGAUCAUCUGCUGGAUAUUGGCAGCAACAUUCCUCCUAAUAGCGGUGCUCCUCACUAACCGUGAGUUUUCUGGACCAAAUGCUACCUUCGAACGGUCUGAGGGCUUCUGGUUAGCCGUAUUCACCACUGUCAUGUACUACUCCUGCUCGGUUAUACUUAUGGUGAACUUCAUAGGAUAUAAGCUUGAUAAGUAUCCGCCAACAUUCAAUCUCGACAAGAAACAACGACUGCUCAUGUCAUACACCAUUGCCUUCUCUGUUUGGCAGGCGGUAGGCAGUAUUUCCAUGACGCAUCUUAUUUCCAACUUGAGUUACGGUACUUCAUUGUAUUACUGUACGGUCUCCAUGUUGACCAUUGGUUUGGGAGAUAUCGUGCCCAUCACUGCGGGUGCCAAAGUGUUUGCACUUAUUUUCUCAUUUAUAGGUGUGAUCAUCAUGGGUUUGAUUGUUGCGACUAUUCGUCAGGUUGUACUUUCAUCGGCUGGUCCGAGCAUUUUCUGGCAUUUUGUCGAGAAAAAUAGAAUUCGAGUCUUGAAAACAUUGGAGGAGAAAAAUGUGCAUUUGACCACAGAAGAAUCGUUUCGUCAAAUGAGACUAUUAAGAGCAAAAGUUAGACUUCAUCAAACAAAUGUCUCACUCGUGAUUUCUAUCACUGUAUUUUUGUCCUUUUGGUUAAUUGGAGCACUUAUCUUCCAUUUCGUGGAGAAAUGGGGCUUCUUCAAUUCUGUCUACUUCUGCUUCUUGUGUCUUGUGACAAUUGGGUACGGAGACUUCCAUCCAUCGACAGCAUUUGGACGAAUUUUUUUUAUACAAUGGGCCAUCACUGCCAUUCCCUUGAUGACCAUCUUGAUCUCCAAUGUGGGUGAUAAGCUCUACGAGUUUGCAGACCGCGUGGACACCAUUGCUACUUUUCUCCUUAGUUGGAGAACUUGGGUGGCUGCUUUUUCAUGCUGGCCAUUGGAGACUUCGGAUGCUGAGGUGGAACGGAAGAUAGACCAGGAGGAUUUAGAAGAGAAUAUCGAGGUGGAAGAAGUGGAGGAAGAGACUGCACUAGAUGAGGAUGUGGAUGUAGAGACAUCACUAGAAGAAGAAGGGAUAGACGCAGUGUUGGAGGGAGCUGACACUGAAGUUGGAAAGGCAAAGGUGAUAACUGACCAAUUUCAAUCAGAUUCUUCGGGAAUAACCAACCUUCCGAACGGUACCAAUGUUAACGAUGUCCAGCGAAUUAUUCUGGAGCGUCUUCAAAUCUCCAGUCGGAUUCUCGACAGGCUCAAUACGCUACGAGUAGUAAUGCUUGACGGACUCGAGGAUCCGCAGAAAAGGUAUACGGUGGAAGAAUGGACAGAAUUGCUCCUGAAACUCCAGCAUGAAGAUAACGAUCAGACAUUGGAUCCUAAGUAUUGGCUUGGUGAUAGCUCUCCUCUUCGGCUUCCUAUCAAGGAACCUAACUAUCUUCUGCUCAAAUUGUUCUUCCGAAUAGAGGAAGACCUCCAGCAGCUCAUAGAAUCGCAGAACCAAGCGUUGAGAAGGCUUUAUGCUACAGACCCCCACAUUGAGAAGGAUUCCGGAGUCGCUUUCACACCACCACGCAAGGUCCGCUCCCAAUCAUCAUUGACGUAA
Messenger RNA from Sungouiella intermedia, 2154 nucleotides. The record is from the annotation of a GenBank genome assembly. Lineage: Eukaryota; Fungi; Ascomycota; Pichiomycetes; Serinales; Metschnikowiaceae.